This is a messenger RNA of Ciona intestinalis (vase tunicate), 637 nucleotides long. The record is from RefSeq and is a predicted model, not a curated record. Lineage: Eukaryota; Metazoa; Chordata; Ascidiacea; Phlebobranchia; Cionidae.
UAUGGUAAUGUAUUGUAUAUGUUGAAGUAAGAUGGCUGGCAACGAAGUGCGGCUCGUGCCUUUAAAUGAGGAAGGCAAAGAAAAUUUAGAAGUUGUUGAAAAAUUGUUAAAGGAAAAAGAAGUCAAUUGUUGCUGGGUCGUUCGUGGUGAUGUUUUGAACCAAGUUAAAUCUGAUGAUGUCAUAUACGUCGUUGACCCCGCUCAUGGCGAUGAGGUUGGACACCUAGUGGAAAAUGGUUUAACGGUGAUUGGAGCGCAAUGUGCGGUGACCGUGUUGAAACAUAACAUCCAGUUAAACAAUAACCUCAAAUAUCCUGUGUAUAAUCUUACUAUGAUGGGAAUGUUGGUAUCGUUGUCCAACUUUCAACCAAGUGAUAGGUCACACCUAAUUUCACUUGUCGAGCGGAUGGGAGGUCGCGUGUCGGGAGAACUCACCGGCAACGUCAGCCACCUAGUGGUAAAGGAGGUUGGGUCGGUGAAAUACUUCAGCGCGUGUCACGCCAAGAUUCCGGUGAUGAGAGCAGAGUGGUUGGAAUAUUUAUGGAAGCAGGAGGACAUCCAGGUGGGUGGGUAAUAGUGGGGACAUCCAGGUGGGUGGGUAAUAGUGGGACAUCCAGGUGGGUGGGUAAUAGUGGGA